CUCCCUUGCCGGCGGUGCCUCCUGCCGCCGCCGUCCUCCGUGGCAGCUGCCGACGGGGGCUGCGGGAGGCGCGGGAUACGCAGAACUGAACCUUGUGAGAGGAGAGACUUGGCUUUCCUGCUGGGAGUCUGUUUCCAUACUGUUGUGGUUCUUUGGGUUUGUUUUCUUCCUGGAAUGGUAGGGCUAGGAAAUAGCUGCCGAGGGAUGAAGACUCCACCUCUUCUUGUGGCUGCACUCGUGGCAUGCAUCAUUAUUUUGGGUUUCAAUUACUGGAUGGCAAGUUCUCGCAGUGUGGAUCUGCAGCGUCGGAUCCUGGAUCUGGAAGGCAAAGUCCGCAGGGCGUCGGCAGAGAGGGGUGCUGUGGAACUCAAAAAGAAUGAAUUCCAAGGGGAGCUUGAGAAGCAACAACAGCAGAUCAACAAAAUCCAGUCCUUGCACAACUUUCAGAUGGAAAAUGCCAACAGAGUACAUCAGGAAGAGAAGGCAGUGCUCAUGAGUAACAUCACAGUAAAUGAACGAUUGAUGCAGAGUCUACGAGAACACUUGAAAGAGUUACAGACAGAAUAUGGAAAGCUACAGCUGGAUGUGUACUGGUUUCAGAAGAACCAGACUAACCUUCAGAGGAAGUUCUCAUAUGACCUGUCACAGUGCAUCAACCAGAUGAAAGAAUUAAAAGAUCAGUGCGAAGAAAGAGUAGAUGAGCUCACUAAAAAGGGUAGUGAUAUACCAGAAAUCAAAGAAAACAAAGACUUCCCAGAAGAUAAAAAAAAAAAUAGCCAGGCAGGUAUUCUUCUGCCAGCCUCAAAGCAACCCGAGUUGAAGCAGUCUGACUUGGAACAACAGAAGCCCAAUGAAGAUGUAUUUAAAGCAGUACCUACAGUAAAAAAGAUAGACCUGCUGCAGGCUGAAGAAAGAAUAUACAUCCUACCUGACAUCCGAAAAGAGGAGCCUAGGGCAGAAGAGGAGAAGCUUUCUGGUCAACUAAAAAACCUACAGGAUUCACUUGGUGCUGCUGCAGUUCAUAAGGAGAUGCUGCCAGAGUCAGAGAAGGAGCUGAAUACACCUGAAGAUGCAAAGCGUGGAGCUGGGCAAGAUUCAUUACAGCUGGCAGCCCAGCAGCCUGCCAGCAAGAAAACAGAGAGGAAGCAGCUCCUAAAUUAUGAUGCUAAGCAGGAUGACUCACCCACUGGAAAAGCUGACAAGCAGGAACAUGAAGCACUGAACCAGGACAAGGAUGUUGAUUACAAUUUAGAGAAGAAUGAAGCUGAAUCAGAAACAGACAAGCAAGCAGCUCUUGCAGGGAUUGAAAAUAUUCAAAACCCUGAAGACAGCAAGAACCACUUAGCUGAGCAAUAUGAAGAACGACAGAGGCUGUGAACAAAGAUCCAUGAUGCAGCUUAAGUCAUCUCUUCAUGUAGAUGCAGCAAUGAUGAGCGAAGUGAUAUGAGAAUGUUCUGAUUAUCUUCUCAAGGCUUCAAUAAUUGCCCAAUGAAGUACUGUUUUCUUGUGACAUUUUAGUACUGCUUCAGUGGUGGAAAAAAAAAUAAAUCUUUAAUACCCAGAGG
Calypte anna (Anna's hummingbird) is the source of this 1565-nucleotide messenger RNA. RefSeq names its product golgi membrane protein 1 (gene GOLM1). Gene Ontology annotation, cellular component: Golgi apparatus. The record is from RefSeq and is a predicted model, not a curated record. The coding region runs from base 175 to 1377 and encodes 400 amino acids. The transcript is spliced from 11 exons. NCBI's taxonomy places the organism in Eukaryota, Metazoa, Chordata, Aves, Apodiformes, Trochilidae.